Messenger RNA from Paraglomus occultum, 2169 nucleotides. The record is from the annotation of a GenBank genome assembly. NCBI's taxonomy places the organism in Eukaryota, Fungi, Glomeromycota, Glomeromycetes, Paraglomerales, Paraglomeraceae.
AUGGACGCGUCCGAGAGAAAAUUUAUCGCUCAAUAUGCUAGGCAGCACCCUGAUGCCACCGAUGAGGAAAUUCAUGAAGAGUACCUCAAAACACAGCAAGGUAAAGAGGGUGUGUUAGAGCCGUCGGUAGAUAGUACUGAAAGCGAAGAAGAGGAAAUCGUCCGGGUGGCUUUUGAUAGACCUUUUCAAGAUCCAAGUGACCUGUCGGAAAGGUUCAUGGCCUUUAUUGACAAGUGUUCAUAUGAAUAUGAAACGACGAAAGACUAUUAUGCACCAUAUGCAACCUUAAUUCAAGCCAGUGGCACGGGAAAAUCCAAAUUAUUGAAGAAUUUUGCGGAAAAUAGAAUGACUUUUGAAAAUGAACGUGAUGUCAUAGUUACAUAUCUUGCAUACGUAUGUGCAUGUUGUAAAAGGUUAGAGGAAUUCAAUGGAAGUUGCAAAGAGUGGUUUGAUGAACAUAUCAACAAAAAAUCACAGGUGGAUUUCUGGAAGAAUGUUGAAUACAGAAUGUCUGAUAUUAUGCGUGGGCUUAUGAAGAAUCCUACAGACAGCAAGAUGACUGAAUGGGUCACUAACUACUUGGAUGGCGGAAAAUUGAUGAUGUGGGAAAGUUCAGUUAAUUGUUUGUUUGCCUUUGAUGAAGCUCGUUCCCUGUUGCUGCGAAGGGGUCUAAAUUAUUUGAGCCAUUUUAUUUGUUGGACACUGGAUAUGAAUACUAUGAAUACUGCUUUUGAAAAAGCACUGACACUACAAGAGUCUGAAGAUCCGCGACAUUUCUUUCAAUAUGGAAGACCUCUGUGGGGUGCACUAUUGUCUCCUUCCAGUGAUGCUGAAGGAUUUAAUCCAGAGUGUAUUAUUGAAUUGGCCAUGGAUAAGCUUAUUGGUGGGAAGUCUUUCAUUCAUUGGAAAACAGAAGCUCAAACCAAAAUUAGUAUUAUGGAAGCCUUGGCUAUUUUUGGACCCCGUCUAUGUAUUGACAUAGUGCCACAAUCUAGAUUUACAUCUCAUUUAAUAGCAAAUUAUUUAUACAUUUGUCUUAAUAUCUCAGAAGAUCGUGAAUGUAUUACUACAUCGAUGCCUACAGAACCUGUGCUGGCAGAGGCAGCCGCUCGAAUGAUGAAUGAUCCAAAUGUCAGUCUCGCAGAGCUUAUUAAUCAGCUUUCUUCAGCACUCAAAAAAGGUGUAGUAGAGGCUGGCUACCAUGGAGAGCUUACUGCCAGGUUAUUGCUUCUUAGAGCUUGGGAUGACUGCAUUAAAAAGAAACAUCCACGCGGUGCGGAUGUUGGCAACGAUUAUUCUCGCUUUGUGACAAUGGAUGAAUUUUUAAAAUCACUACUUGCAGAAAGUAUUUAUAGAAAAAUAGAAGAUCGCCUUAAAGAACAAGUAAAGUUUACGGGAACAAAGUUCGGUGAAGCAUACAUUAGAUUUACACACUUUAUUAAUAUUACGUAUACACCAAGCAGGAAAAUUUUCGGGGAUGCUCUGAUUCGCGGUGUUGCAUUUUCAUGUAAACGAAACCAACGUGGAGUAGAUAUCAUCAUACCUAUAUAUAUAGGCACUAUUCAUGAAAAGCUUAACGAAGAUCAUAUUUCAUACAUCUUAAUACAAGUUAAAAAUUGGACUACGGAUAGUAAUGGCGAUAACUAUUUACUCUCUGCAACAGCUUUGCUGUCACCAGCGUACAUAGGUGUUGAGAAACUUCCACAUAUGCCAUUUUUGUCAUUGUACUUGCAGUUAGGUGCAACAACAGAAUUUGUUGACGUCCAGCUUGCUAAGGUUAAGGCACGCCAAACACGUCAAAUUAACUUGUGCAAACGUAAAAUCGAAGAAGUGCUGAAAGAUUACCAAGCAGAUGAUGAUACAACACGAGAUGAAUUUAUCAAGAAGAUUAGAAUCGACGGCAGUAAGGACGUCUCAGAUGCUGAAAUCACGGCGUUCCGAGAAUGUUUUCAGGUACCACUUGCAUUAUUCGGAUUAUCUUCAAACAUCUAUGGUUGUUUAGAACAGUUUAUGCCGGUCCCUGCAACCUCAUCUUCGACCACCACUAAGGAUCUCACAAGUAACUUUAAGCAACUGUUGACUGCUUGGGUCGAUCCCACAAUGGGCAAACAUCCAGAAAAAGUAGAGAUAAUUAAACGCAUGGUACCAUUUGUAUACGAGAUGGAGUAA